Molecule: messenger RNA, 375 nt
Organism: Perkinsus marinus ATCC 50983
Lineage: Eukaryota; Perkinsozoa; Perkinsida; Perkinsidae
Product: cation efflux protein/ zinc transporter, putative
Exons: 6
Coding region: 1-375 (124 amino acids)
Biological process (GO): detoxification of zinc ion; intracellular zinc ion homeostasis; zinc ion transmembrane transport
Cellular component (GO): endoplasmic reticulum; Golgi apparatus
Molecular function (GO): zinc ion transmembrane transporter activity; calcium channel inhibitor activity
Source: RefSeq, a predicted model, not a curated record
AUGUUCACUACCUUCAAAACAGUGAAGCAGUCAGUGCAUAUCCUCAUGCAAAGGGUACCUGAUAGUGUGGACGUGGACCUCCUACAGACGAAGCUGAGACACGUUGAGCAUGUGCAAUGCGUCCAUGAUGUCCAUGUAUGGAGUGUUGGCUCGACUGGUAAUAUUUGUACGGCUCACAUAGUCGUGGCUGGAUGCAGCAACUGCAGUCGUGUUCUGGAUGAGGCCACUAGGGUUGCCAACGACAUGGGUAUAAGCCAUACCACCUUUCAGCUUGAGGCUAGGGCCGAGGACGUUGAUGUCAGUGCCCUGCAGGGACACGUCACCGUUGUUGAAGGCUCAGCCACGAUCGUGAGGUCCCAGCCUGUAACUAUUUGA